Molecule: messenger RNA, 1005 nt
Organism: Durio zibethinus
Lineage: Eukaryota; Viridiplantae; Streptophyta; Magnoliopsida; Malvales; Malvaceae
Product: peptidyl-prolyl cis-trans isomerase CYP19-4-like
Biological process (GO): protein peptidyl-prolyl isomerization; protein folding
Cellular component (GO): cytoplasm; intracellular membrane-bounded organelle
Molecular function (GO): peptidyl-prolyl cis-trans isomerase activity; cyclosporin A binding
Source: RefSeq, a predicted model, not a curated record
UAUUAUUUUUAUCAAACUAAAAAAUAAUGUAUUAAUUACAAAAUUCGGCCCAACAACCUCUUUUCAACUAAGUACUAACCUUCUUCCCAAGCAAGGAAAUCUGUUUUUCCCUGCUAAAUCUAUACACUACAGAAACCAAACGCUCUAUAUUUUCCCCAUCGAAGCUGCUGAAACAGAAGCAGAGAUGGCAACCACAACGAGAUUGGCUUCGGUAGCUGUGUUGUGGGUUCUAGUUCUUUUUGGAACCUUAGCUUUGAUUCAGAAUCGAUUAAGCGAUGCAGGAGUUUCAGAACCCAAGAUUAAUCAGGUAUUUGAGGAUGAUUCAGAAAAGGUUACACAUAAAGUUUACUUUGAUGUACAGAUUGAUGGAAAAUCUGCUGGUCGAAUAGUCAUGGGCCUAUUUGGGAAAACAGUUCCUAAAACUGCAGAAAACUUCCGAGCCCUUUGCACGGGGGAGAAAGGAACUGGAAACAGUGGGAAGCCUCUCCAUUACAAAGGGAGCACAUUUCAUAGAAUUAUUCCCAGCUUUAUGAUCCAAGGCGGCGAUUUUACUCACGGGGAUGGACGAGGUGGAGAGUCAAUCUAUGGUGAGAAGUUUGCUGAUGAGAAUUUCAAACUUAAGCAUGAUGGGCCUGGAUUGCUUUCAAUGGCCAAUGCUGGGCCAGACACCAAUGGAUCACAAUUCUUCAUUACAACUGUAACAACCAGCUGGUUGGAUGGCCGUCAUGUUGUAUUUGGCAAGGUGAUCGCUGGAAUGGAUGUUGUCUACAAGAUUGAAGCCGAAGGAAGACAGAGUGGGGUGCCUAAAACUAAAGUUGUCAUUGUAGACAGCGGUGAGAUGCCUUCGUAAUUUUACACGCUGGUUUCAAGCAAUUUAAACUUAGAUUCCAUACCCCUGUUCUAAUUGGCAAUAUUUCCUUUAUUUUAAUUGUGCUUUGCUGUAAUCAUUUGGCACCACUCUGAUUACAAUAUUAUAAAUCCUUCCAGAAAGAAACAAAUACGCUG